AUGUCUGCGCCACCCACUCCUAUUAUCAACUUGGACUUUCCCAACAAGAAUAUCUUUGAGAUUAAUCAAAAGCAGUGGAACAAAUAUUCCACAGAACCUGCCAAGAAUGGAACGCUUCAAGAAUGGAUUACGGAGCCGCUGCACCUGUUGACUUCGGAGUCAUCGUCUUCAGCUAUGUCCAAUGGUCAGGAUGCUUCGCUUUCGUCGCUCGCAACGGGCGAUGAGAAUAAUACGAUCCUGACCAUACCGGAGGCGAUCAGAAGCGACCAGAUGCUGUCAACGGUCAACGGGCAACAUUACCUGGAGGUACCGUUGCCCUCCACGUCCAAUGGGCUGAAUCAACAGGCGCCCAUGCCGGUGACGUCGAAUGGGUGCCAGCAAAUGUAUUCUGUGCCGGCGACCACCAGCAAUGGACACUGCCACCAAAUCCCAAUGCCUGGGACGAGUAACGGAUCCAGCUAUGGUGUGAGCUCCUACGGAGUUCACUAUACUGGAUCCAAUGGCAACGUAGGAUACUCGCCAAACAUGAGCGGUGUCCAUACGGUGAGGCCUGCUAAUUAUAUUAUACAUCCAUUCCGGCCCAACGGUGGGUGUAAUGUGCCGAAUGGAGGUAAUGGCUAUUUUGUACGGCCAGGCUGGCCUGUAAAUGCCAUUAGCAAAGUCGUGAAUGGCGUUGUUAAGAAGCAGAAGAGGAAUCGGACAGCUUUUACAAGCCACCAGAUGGCGGAGCUGGAGCAAGAGUACGCGAGGGCCCGGUACUUAGACCGUACCAGAAGAAUUGAGCUGGCUUCCACACUCAACUUAAAUCAGCGGACGGUCAAAAUCUGGUUCCAAAACAGGCGAAUGAAGGAGAAGAAAGACCGUCUUGAAGUGGAAGCUGCAAAUAUGGGUGACCUGCCCAUAUUUGUACAAGACGGUCAGCAGUAUGUUCAGGUGGGCAUUGAAAACGGCCAUUUUAAUCCGGCAUUGUGUGCAGAGAUGCCGAUGCCAUCGGUCUCGAUGCCAUCGAUGACGAUGCCAUCGGUGUCGAUGCCAUCGGUGACGAUGCCAUCGGUGCCGAUGCCAUCGGUGUCGAUGCCAUCAAUGCCGAUGCCGCCAAUGCCUAUGCCUCACAUGCUGCCUCAUGCGCCUACGCUUCCAGGCCUUGAGAUGCCAUACGUACCAGAGAACGCCAUCCAGGUCAAUGGCGUUCAAGCCCAACAACCACCGGUUCCUACUCCAGCGGGUGCGGGCACAGAAAACCCUGCUGGAGCUAAUAAUGUCGAAGAUAAUUGGGACCUGGCAUGGAUCCGCAGCAUCAACAUCGGUGAUGAUUUGGAACUGCAGUGA
Messenger RNA from Ostrinia nubilalis (European corn borer), 1329 nucleotides. RefSeq lists its product as uncharacterized. The record is from RefSeq and is a predicted model, not a curated record. Gene Ontology annotation, biological process: regulation of transcription by RNA polymerase II. The transcript is spliced from 2 exons. Gene Ontology annotation, cellular component: nucleus. The coding region runs from base 1 to 1329 and encodes 442 amino acids. Gene Ontology annotation, molecular function: RNA polymerase II cis-regulatory region sequence-specific DNA binding; DNA-binding transcription factor activity, RNA polymerase II-specific. NCBI's taxonomy places the organism in Eukaryota, Metazoa, Arthropoda, Insecta, Lepidoptera, Crambidae.